AUGGGCGGAGGGCAGGCGAUAGGGAUCGAUUUGGGGACUAAUUACUCGUGUGUGGCAGUGUGGAAGCACGACGGCGGCGUUAAGAUUAUAGGCAACCCUGUCACGGACGCUGUCGUCACCGUGCCUGCUUCUUUCAAUGACUCCCAACGCCAGGCCACCAAGGAGGCCGGAACCAUUGCUGGCCUCAACAUUAUCGGGAUCCUCAAUGAGCCUGCUGCCGCAGCCAUUGCAUAUGGUUUUGAUCAUAGGGCUACUACCAAGAAUGUGCUGAUUUUCGACUUUGGUGGUGGCACGUGCAAUGUGUAUGUGGCCACGACUAGGAGAAAUGGCAUUGAAGUGAAGGCUGUUGCCGGGGAUACUCAUCUUGGAGGGCAGGACAUUGACAACAGGAUGGUGGAUUACUUUGUGAAGGAGUUUAAAAGCAAGACGGGUAAGGAUAUUAGGGUGGACGCAAGAGCGGUUAGGAGAUUGAAGAGUGCUUGCGAAAGAGCCAAGAUUGCCCUUUCCUCUGCCUUAGAAACGCCAAUUGAGAUUGAGAAAUUGUUUGACGGGAUUGAUUUGUUUUCGAUCAUGACUCGUGCUAAGUUUGAGGAACUCGUCAUGGAUUUAUUGGUCAAGUGUAUGGAUGUGGUGGAGAAAUGCUUGAGUGAUGCGAAGGUGGAUAAGAGUAGUGUGGAUGAGGUGGUGCUGUUGGGCGGGUCAAGUAGGAUUCACAAGGUGCAACAGAUGUUGAAGGAGUUUUUCGACGGAAAAGAGUUGUUCAAAACCUCUCAUUUAGUGGCAUAUGGUGCUGCAGUUGUAGCUGCCAAGUUGAAUGGGGAAGGCAACGAGAAGGCAACAAACAACAACAACAACAACAACCUGCUAGAUGAAUUCAUGGGAACCUCGUUGAAGAACAAUAACAAGCGCAAGCUGUCUAAGUAUCAACUAGAGACGAUGGUGAAAGAUGCAAAGAAGUACAAGAGGGAGGACGAAGAGUAUUGGAAGAAGGUUGAUGCAAGGAAUGCUUUGGAGCGGUUUGUCUACAACAUGAGGGAAACCACCAGAUGUGCAACCGGGAUUGAAGCAACCGACGAGAAGAAGAUAGGGGAGGCCUUCGAGUCCACUAUGAAAUGGUCGGAGUCAAACAAGCUUGCAGAGGUUGAUGCUUUCAAACAGAAGAUGGAGGAGCUCAAGAUGAUUUAUAAUCCCAUUGUUGCCAAGAUUUAA
Molecule: messenger RNA, 1209 nt
Organism: Salvia hispanica
Lineage: Eukaryota; Viridiplantae; Streptophyta; Magnoliopsida; Lamiales; Lamiaceae
Source: RefSeq, a predicted model, not a curated record